This is a messenger RNA of Anopheles nili, 1803 nucleotides long. Its product is annotated as RNA-binding protein Ro60-like. NCBI's taxonomy places the organism in Eukaryota, Metazoa, Arthropoda, Insecta, Diptera, Culicidae. Gene Ontology annotation, molecular function: RNA binding. Gene Ontology annotation, cellular component: ribonucleoprotein complex. The record is from RefSeq and is a predicted model, not a curated record. The transcript has 4 exons. The coding region runs from base 1 to 1803 and encodes 600 amino acids.
AUGGAUCUAAAAAUGAUCCAGCGGUACCUCUUCAUCGGCAACGAUGGAUCGUACGCCAUUGAUCUUACCGAACCGUUGGACGUACCAAUGGGAAUCGAAAUUCUUACACCAGUGGUGAAACCUGCUGCUACGAAGGAGCCUAUGCAGAAAAUGAAACCAAAAAAAGGUAAUUCGAACCCGAAAAACACAGGCACCACCAAAUCCGCAAAUAUGGUCGCCAAAAAGCUGAACAAACCAGGCGUUAGCACGGCAGUGAACGGAAAGGAUACCACUGAGACAAAAGUUCCGCAAAUGUCGCCGCUGCUUGCUAUGAUCAAAACGACUAUAAAAAACAAGACGCUUUGUCGGACUGACGAGUGUCUGUUUGCGCUAGCGUUCUGUGCGCGGGAGUUUCCAACCUGUGAAGAAAAACACGCAGUGUACGAUCUGCUUCCGGAGGUAAUCCGCAGCUCACACGAUCUGUUCAUGUUUAUUUCUUUCUACAUCGAGUUGGCUGUAAAAUCCGGACAUGCCGGAUUCGGUCAUGGUUUGCGAAAAGCGAUUACGCGCUGGUACGAGAAACAUACACCGAUGGAGCUGGUAGAAAUGUUCGCGCGGGCCCAUGGAUUUGCUGGGUGGACACAUAAGGACGUGAUUGCAAAGGUCCAUCCGAAGGUGUCGUGUCCAAAUAAGCAGUUUCUCAUCGAAGCCGCCAUGAAACGCACGAGUCAGCUGGGACAGAUGAAGCUGGACGAGAGUAACGGGAAGAAGAAUGGUGUAGAUGAACUGGUGAAAGCAUUUAAACGUUAUGAGACGCUGCUGCAGUUCAAGUCAGCCCCGAACGUUACGAAGGCUUUAGAGUUGAUUAAACAGCAUGGUGCCAAAACAAAGCUUGAAUUGUUACCGCGACAUUUAAGACGCUCUGCCAAAAUCUGGGAGGCGCUCUAUCCGGGUCUCACAUACCGUGAAUUGUUGAAUGCGGUUUUGCCCAUGCAGGACUUCAGAUUGCUGAAGGAGGGUGAUACGAACGCAAAUGUGUACGCUGAAAUGCUUACAAAACGACUCGACGCACUGGAGACGGAGCAGAUACAUCCAAUCAAUGUACAGCUUGUUGAAAAGCUGUACUCAUCAGGGAAACGGUAUCAGUUUCUCGUGAAGGAAGCAAUGCACAAGCGAUCACAGCCCGAAAUGAGCCCUCCGCUGAAGCCAAUCCUAGAUGGUUUAAAAGGGGCUCUCGAUCAUUCGAUUCUUCACCACCCGAGAACGGGCAUUCGGUAUUUUAUCACCCUCGAUCUACGCGUUGCACAUAGCAAAAAGUUUGUGUUCCGCAACCGGGUGGUGACCUGCUUUGAAGCUAUGGUGUUGCUGGCAUUUUCGAUCUUCAAACGGGAAAAAUCAGUUUUCAUCGGGUCGUUUACCGAAACGGAUUUAGUUCUUUCCCCCGUUUCAUUUGAUGAAUCUAUGAAUUGGGAGCAAGCUCUCAAAUGCUGCGCAAAGCUGGUGUUACCCAAAACGAAGGUAUCCCUCGCUGCUCCGAUCAAGCUGGCCACGGCGGAAAAAAUUAAGAUUGACAUGUUCAUCACCAUUACCGAUUCGCUAAUUCGCGUCAAUCCGAGUCGGCUGCCACCGAUCGCCGAACUGAACGAAUAUCGCAAAAAGUUCAAGCUGCAUCUCGCAAGAUAUGUUGCGAUUUCACUCAGCGGAAAUGAGCCAUCGAUAAACUUCCCGGAGAACAAAGAUGUAGGCGGAAUGCUUGAGCUGUGCGGGUACAACGCGUACACUGCAAAGUUCAUCGAGGCGUUUGCUAAAAAUCUAUUCUUCUAA